Molecule: messenger RNA, 835 nt
Organism: Aspergillus saccharolyticus JOP 1030-1
Lineage: Eukaryota; Fungi; Ascomycota; Eurotiomycetes; Eurotiales; Aspergillaceae
Exons: 1
Coding region: 114-656 (180 amino acids)
Source: RefSeq, a predicted model, not a curated record
UGGGACUUCGACUCUUAAAUCUUUUUGACGCGAACAUUACCUCCUUCGUGGACCUAUCUCUGACGGGAUCGCGACGAAAAGCCAACCCGGAGACACUCCUUGAAUCCGUAAAAAUGUUGAACACCAUUUCAAAGCUUGCCGCCCGCAGCGAUAGCGGUGAUGGGCUGUCCCCCGCCAUGGUCGACCUUCUCAUUUCGCUAUUGGUACUUGUCCUACUCGGUCUCGUUCUGAUCGGGGCUUUGCUUGUUCUGCGUCGCAAGCGGAUGGACCGCAGUCUUUCCGACCUCCCCGUGCACAACGGGCAAUGCGUGCCCAGCCACCGCCGCUUCACAGUGUCCGCCUCGCCGAAUGCUAAGACGGAGUCGGUCCUUGUUUACGACGAGAAGCGCAGCCUCAUUGAAAACUCUUCGAGCCCUCCCCCCAGCCCGGUUCCCGAGAUCCGCAUCACUUUCCCGGAGGAGGAAGACGAGUCCGGAAAGCGCAAGUCAGGCCGUGUGGUGGUUGUGCGGAUUAGUGAGGCCGGUAGUGUUGGCUUGGAACCUUGCAACGACGAGCUGCCGCCCUAUCAAACAAGCGAUGCUGAACGGUUUCAGUCAUUGGAUAUCGAGCGCAUGGGUGGGCUCAAAGAGAAGGAGGCUUCUGCCAGAUGGUCUUAAAAGACUUGUGCUGGUGAAUAUGAGAACGGCCAUUUGUUACACCCACUGAUCUCCAACUGAUACCCUCGGAUGACCGAAUCUCCCCCCUGUCGCCUCCUCAAACGAUACUCGAAAAAGCAUCACGAUCUUCAACCCGCCGCUUGCUUCGUUUCCAUAUCCAUAUUUUGAACACUCCAAUU